Diaporthe batatas is the source of this 3136-nucleotide messenger RNA. RefSeq lists its product as uncharacterized. The record is from RefSeq and is a predicted model, not a curated record. Bases 1033 to 2769 code for a protein of 578 amino acids. The transcript has a single exon. Gene Ontology annotation, cellular component: plasma membrane. Gene Ontology annotation, molecular function: ferric-chelate reductase activity. Gene Ontology annotation, biological process: iron ion transport; intracellular iron ion homeostasis; copper ion import. Lineage: Eukaryota; Fungi; Ascomycota; Sordariomycetes; Diaporthales; Diaporthaceae.
CAAUAGGCUGCUGGCUCCAGUGGCUGUCCCAAGUAGAUCGCUGCAGGGCCCUCGACAGGCCAAUUGAUUGGACCCCACCAGGGAUCCCACUCACCACGGCCGACCACUUGCUUGGCAUAUAUCCGCCCGUCACUUCCCCUCUGUUCUGGCCGGCACACCCAGGCACACCCAGGCACACCCACGUCGUCUUGGUCGUCCAAGAUUUCAACCACGCUUUCUUCAUUUCACUUCAACCCAGCAGUCCGCGACUCUUGAGUCUGUUCCUCUUGGCUCACUCCAUUCCCUCCCAUCUUCUCUUUCUUUCAGUCCUUGAUAACUCGAUCCAUUCCUGCAACCGGGCAAUCGGGCACAAGCACUCCUUUUCACACCCUUCAAUUCGUUACCAGGGCUCCUUUUUCUCAUCAGCCCCCUUUUCCCCCACCGCAGCAAUAUCAGCAUCAGCAUUGCUCGCCACCGUCGCCUCGACGCACCUCACCACAACAAUCUAACGGUCAAAGCAACUGGAUUUGUGAUUCAGGCCAAAGUUACAGGACGAGUUUCCUCUCUUUGGCUUUUUUCUUCUCACCCGCCAGGCCUUUGUUGACUUGGGGGUAUCGCUGUGUUGGACUUGGUUGAGAGACAAGGGGAACAAGGCACACUCGAGCACAGGAACAAUCCCUUCCCACAUUUAACAACCCGAAGCGAACAAGUACGCUCUCCACAACAUUCACUUUGAUCAUACGGGACCCAUAUACGAGGCCUCGCCAAACUGAGACCCGCCAGGACCCGCACCCCGGAGCUCAAACUCACCUCAAGUGCUACCUUCACAUUCCAGUCCUGAUUUCUAGCUGGUCUUGAAUUCAGAUAUCCGCCCUUUCGGACUUGUCAGCCACACUCUUUCUGGCCCUUGAGGCCCAAAAGGCAUAUCAUCGACGAAAGAAAACCAUCCUUCACCUAGGGACCAGGCCGUCACCCAGGAAAGGCACCUCCCCCCCCCGUACCCACGCGGUACUCCGAACUCAACCCACCCACUCACAUCUCAAGCUAUUCAUCAUGGCCGGAGGAGGCGAUGACGGGGAGACGGCUCAGGCCAUCAACCCCUACCUGGAGAACCAGCUUCUCGCCAACUACCUCUACUACAUCCUCGCCAUCAUGGCAGCCUGUGUCAUCACUCACAAGAUAUACAUCUCUCUGGUGAGAUAUGUCCGGACAGUGUCGUCCUUGAACAACAACACCCAGGCCUACUUCGCCCACGAGUCAUGGGGGCAUGCCUUCUUCAAGAGGAGCCUGCAGUACGCACCAGUCUUCCGCAAGCGACACAACCGCGAGUUCCAGGUCAGCUCCGCCAUCAACAUGGGCACGCUUCCCACCAGGCUCCAGCUCAUCGGCCUGAUCGGCUACUUCGCCACCAACGUUGCAUUCUGCUGCAUUGAUAUCCAGUUCCAGGGCAACUUCAAGAGCUGGACCAAGAUGUUCCUCUACCGAACCGGUGUCUUGGCCGUCGUCAACAUGAUCCCCCUCUGGUUGAUGGCUGCUCGCAACAACCCGCUGCUCACAUGGCUGGGCAUGUCCUUCGAUACCUUCAACUUGCUUCACCGAUGGUUGGGCCGGAUCGUCGUCCUCGAGGCCCUCGCCCACACCAUCUGCUGGAUGGUCUCCAAGGGGCUGCCGUUCGCCACUGUCAUGGGCAUCGCAACCAAGAGUCCCUUCCUGAUGUUCGGCCUCAUCGGUACAAUCGCGUUCGUGUUCAUCUUCAUCCAGGCUUGCAGUGUCUCGAGGCACGCCUUCUACGAGACUUUCAAGAUCCUGCACAUCAUCGCUGCCGCUGCGGCCAUCGUUGGUGUGUGGUACCACCUCAAGCUCAAGGAUCUGCCCCAGCUCAAGUACCUGUACGCCGUUGUUGCUCUGUGGUCCUUCGACCGCGCUGCUCGUCUGAUCCGCCUUGCCUACGCCAACGUUGGUUCCGGUGGCACCAAGACUCUCGUUGAGGCUCUACCUGGCAAUGCCGUUCGUGUCACUGUCAACAUGGCCCGCCCUUGGGCAUUCGCUCCGGGACAGCACGCGUACUUGUAUUUCCCUAGCAUCAGCCUGUUGCAGUCUCACCCUUUCUCCGUCGCUUGGAGCGAGGAGACCGACUCGUACGACGGCGAGAAGCUGCCCAUGGACCGCAAUGAGAUCCUGUCCAUGAAGAAGACCAGCAUGUCAUUCGUCAUCAGGGCCCGGACGGGUGCCACCGGAUCGCUCUACAAGAAGGCAGCAGCAUGCCCCGAUGGCAGACUGGUCACCUCGUGCUUUGUUGAGGGUCCCUACGGCGGCGACCACAAGCUGCAAUCGUACGGCACAGCCAUGCUCUUCGCAGGUGGUGUCGGCAUCACCCAGGCCGUUCCUCACGUGCGCGACCUUGUCGCCGGAUACAACAACGGCACGGUCGCGGCCCGGAAGAUUGUGCUUGUCUGGAUCAUCCAGAGCCCCGAGCACCUGGAGUGGAUCCGCCCUUGGAUGACUGAGAUCCUGGCCAUGGAGCGCCGCCGCGAGUGCCUGCGCAUCAUGCUCUUCGUCUCCCGACCCCGCUCCACCAAGGAGAUCCACUCCCCCAGCGCGACUGUCCAGAUGUUCCCCGGCCGGCCCAACAUCGAGCACCUCAUCGGCGCUGAGAUGGAGAACCAGGUCGGCGCCAUCGGCGUCACCGUCUGCGGCCCCGGCGCGCUGAGCGACGAGGUGCGAUUAGCCGUGCGAAACCGCCAGUACAGCGGCACCAUCGACUUCUGCGAAGAGGCCUUCAGUUGGUAAAUACCUCUGACUGAUGGCCGUCAUCGGUCCCUACCACCACGAUUCGAAUAGCUCCGUACGCGUCUGAGUGUCGCCAGGACCGCAACAAAUCACCUCGCGUAUACCCAACGCAUUCUUUCUGGGUGUGUGUACAUAUUUAUUAUUCAUGGAAACUUUUCUUUAUUUUUAAAGUCUACUUAACCCCCCGCCCGGCUUGCUUGGUCUCGCGGGGAAGGCGAUGAGCGACAUAAGACGGGGUGCGUUCCUUACAUGCUGGUGAGGAUGGCUGGCUGCAGUGCUCAAUAUGGCACAGAUAUGAGCGAGAUAUUUCUGCAUUUGUAGCCGCUAUACUUUGGAACGAAUGGAAUGAUAUCAGACCGCCUAAAAA